AUGCGGACUUGUUGGUUCUGCUUCUUCUUGUCUCUGAUCUUCAGUUGCGCAUUUGCUCAGAAGUUGCGUCCAAUUUUCGCUGUUAAUUGUGGUGGUUCUGCACAUACGGAUGUAAAUGGAGUUCACUAUCAAGCAGACACCAACAAAGUUGGCAUUGCUUCUUCUCAUGGCAUGAAUUUAGUUUUACGUCGAACCCCCGAACCGGAUGCCAUUUUGUAUCAGACUGAACGCUACGACACUUCCUCAUUCAGUUAUGAAUUUCCAAUGCCCAAGGAUGGUGAAUAUGUUUUGCAUUUAAAAUUCUCCGAGGUUUGGUUUAAACAACCUGAAGGAAAGGUGUUCUCCGUUGAACUUAAUGGCGGUUUAACGGUGAUUGAGGAUCUUGAUAUUUAUAGCACAGUUGGUUUUUCUGUUGCUCAUGACGAAAAUAUCCCGCUUAAAAUCAAAAAUGGAUAUCUUAUAGCCCCAAAGGGGUCAGUCCAACUUAAUGACGGCGAAAAAUUACAAAUUAAUAUCGUUAAGGGUCCUCGCGACAAUCCAAAGGUCAACGCAAUCGCUCUAUUUGCAAAUUCUCUCGAGGAUAUUCCAAAGUUGCCACCUAUAAGAUUCUUAUCAAGUGUCGAGGAUAGGCUAUCAGAAUUUCAGGAAUCCCAGCAAGACGACCCGAGGUUUUCAAGGUCGUCUAAACGGUCUCAUGUUCCUCCUGCUAUUGAAAGGCCUCCUGCUCCCGAUCCGUAUGCCUCAGCUGACUAUUCCACCUACAUGCUUCCCGCAGUUAUUGCCGUUGCCACAUUCAUUCCGUUUGUUCUUUGUUUGUAUAGAAUGUAA
Molecule: messenger RNA, 828 nt
Organism: Rodentolepis nana
Lineage: Eukaryota; Metazoa; Platyhelminthes; Cestoda; Cyclophyllidea; Hymenolepididae
Source: the annotation of a GenBank genome assembly